CCGACCUCUGAAGAUCUAUGUUUGUCAAAAGCAAUUAUACAUACAAUGGUGCAAAGAAAGUUUGCGGGAGUGCCAUGGCAGGGCCCUCUACCUGAACCACGUGUCUCUCCACCGAGGACAUUGGGUGAUGCCCUAGCCAAAGCUACUCACCGGAAGUCAAGCUCUCGCCUAGGCUCGUCGGUUUCGUCAGGAUCGUUAUCGCCGGCGUACCGUUCUCAGGCGAAAAAGAGGGAAUUUCAAAAAAAACUGAAAAGCCAAGAUUACAGGAGGUUGAUCCGGACUUUCCUCCACUUACCAUCUUGACACCGUCGGCCAUAUCUGCGACGGGCGUGGGUGGUGUGGACAAAACGGAUCUAAUCUGGUACCCAGGCACGUUGGACCGGAUCAAACUUGGCUCGGGAAGGAUGUUUAGGCCCACCAAGGGUUUAUGCUCUUUGUUCCGUUGUACGGGUACCAGGGUCCUACCACGCAAACCACAGCAGCCGCCUCCUGUGCCUUCGACACAACGACGCUCCUUUGUGGAAGUCGUCCGUGAGGGAUCCAUGGAGGCGCAGGGGUUCGGCAAGGGGGAUUUUGGUGAGCAUGGUGGAGGUCGUGGAAGGGGUGGUUUCAAUCCUGGUUUCCAACCGGGUUUUGGUGGAGGGGGUCGUAACCAUGGCUAUCACUCACGUGGGCGUGGAAAUUAUGGAGGCGGCAGAGGAGGAUAUCCAGGCUACGGUGGUUUUGGUGGAUAUCAAAGCGCUGGCUAUCUUGGCCACCAUGGUGCCGGACGGGGCCGUCGGCCCCAUGGGGGCGGCCUUGGUGGGCGCUUUGGAGGUGGUCGUGGCCGGGGCAACAUGUACUUUGGAGGACACCGUCAUCAUCUGCAUAUGAUGCCACCAAACCAAGAGGCUAGCCAACGCACUGGAGCAGGCCACAAUCAACUACAGCUGCAACAGAACACCGUGGUGAUGGCCACGGGAUACCAGCUCAUGGGCGGACUUCCGCAGCAACACGCAGCAGGUGAUGAUAAGUCACAGCCGCUGCAUCGUCCCCAGGUGACAUCAACUCAAGAGAAGCGUCAAGAGGAGCAUCAGAAGGUGGAUGGGGUGGCGACGGAUAGCUGCCCAAAUUCAGUCCAACAGAGAGAAGGCAAGAAGGUUAUUCCUGAGGUAUCUAAAAACACAGUCCCACCAAAUGUACCAAUGAAUAUUGAUGUUCCAGAGUCAUCCAAGGGAGUUAAAAAAAACAAGGGCAAGCCUUACUGUUACCGUUGCCUCACAAAAGGUCAUACUUUGCAUGACUGUCUUACAAUGUUGUGCUGUGAUAUAUGUUGUGAUGACCAUGUAGUCAAAAACUGCCCAAAUAUGAAAAAGACAACUACUUCUGCUCUACCUUUUGGUUAUGCAGUCGAGGGUCUUGGCUUCUAUUUUAUCCCUGCCGUGAAUGAAAAUCCCAAAGAAAAAGUGGAAGAAAAAUUGGGAGUGGUGCGUGUUUUGGAAGGAUCUAUCACUGCUGACUUGUUAGCAGUGGAGCUCGAAAAACUACUACCAGAAAAAUUAUUGCCAGGGAAACAUAAAUGGGAAAUUGAAGAGAAGGGAGUAGAUGCCUUCACAACUAAUUUCCCAUCAGCGGAUUGGCUAGACACCGUGGUAAACUGGGGACCUAUGAACACAAAAACUUUAGAAGGAAAAAUACAAUUCGAGAAGAAUAAAGAGGAAGAUGUCUGUAGGUAUGAGAUUGAGAAGGUGUGGGUACAGUUCAAGGGACUGCCUAUGGAAUUUAGAGAAUUCCCCAUCAUUUGGGCAAUCGCCUCUAUUCUAGGUGUGCCUAGAUCUGUUGACAUCAAGUUCACUAAGGCUUUUGGAAGAGCAAGAUUGAAGGUAGCAGUGCUUGACUCCAGUCUCAUCCCAGACUUAGUAGAUGUUGUAAUUGGAGACUAUGUCUACCAGCUACACUUCGGUGUUGAGCAGGGGAUGUCUGAUGGUGAGCCAGUUUUGCUUGAUCUGGACUCUACCUACGAGGAUGACGAUCCCAGGGGAGGGGACACCGAAACUAAGCAUGCAGAUCUUAGUGGCAAACCCAAAGAAAAUUUGAAUGGGGAUAAACCUAUGGACAUUGAUGGUAAGAGGGAGGAACAACCUCGCAGCACUGGGAAGCAGUCGCCUAGUGCUCAGCAAGGAAAUGCUUCAGAUGGUUUUAUGGCAAAUAAAAAUGUUAAAUUAAAUGCAAGUGCACAUCCAACAGUUGUGAUGACUCCAGAUAAUAAGGGGCAGUGGCAGGCCAAUUUGUUAAACCCAGUUAAUGACUCUGUGAAGAUUUAUAAAUUAAAAGGACAGAAGGGUGGGACUGUGUCGCCAGGGAGAUCAAGUAAGAGGUCGGCUGAUACUGCGGACCAGGACUCGCUGGAGAAGGCAGCAAGAUUAAAAGCUCGCCAGAACUUGGAACACUUUUCAGGAAAAGGUACUCUUCAGGGGAACGUAUUGGCUCCGACAGUGGGCAAGUCUGUAGCGGCAUGGUCCAAGUUGGCAGCUUUGCAUUUUUUUUAGUUCCAAUGGGUGGUUGUCCUCAAGAUAUAUUGGUCAUGUUUAGCUUAAACCUUAUUUCCUUUUGGUUUUACGAUAGUGGACUGCAUGAGUAUUUGUGUUCACUAGCGGAACUAUGUAAUAAUUGGCCGGGUAUACAAUAUCCAUUAUCUAAAAAAAAA
Messenger RNA from Sorghum bicolor (sorghum), 2686 nucleotides. RefSeq lists its product as uncharacterized. Bases 405 to 2528 code for a protein of 707 amino acids. The record is from RefSeq and is a predicted model, not a curated record. The transcript has 2 exons. NCBI's taxonomy places the organism in Eukaryota, Viridiplantae, Streptophyta, Magnoliopsida, Poales, Poaceae.